Molecule: messenger RNA, 1344 nt
Organism: Entamoeba dispar SAW760
Lineage: Eukaryota; Evosea; Mastigamoebida; Endamoebidae
Exons: 1
Coding region: 1-1344 (447 amino acids)
Biological process (GO): medium-chain fatty acid biosynthetic process; medium-chain fatty acid catabolic process
Molecular function (GO): acetylesterase activity; monoacylglycerol lipase activity
Source: RefSeq, a predicted model, not a curated record
AUGAAUGUAAAAUUAUUGUUACAAUUUUAUAUUGCUUCUUUUGUGGCACAUACACAAACAUUACUAUUAGCAAUGAAACAUCACCGACCAUUUUAUUUAUUUACAUCAUAUAUUGUAUUUGUUUUAUAUUGUUGGUAUUAUUCAUACUCACUCAUUAUUAUCCUUCUUCCAUUGUUCAUUUAUUUAAUUUCAUUUAUUAUAGAAACUGACGAUUACCCACAUACAUAUUAUAUGAAACAAUCACCUUUUUCAGCUAAGGUUCUUUCUUCAACACCACAACUUAGGUCUGCUUAUCAAUGUCCAUUAAAACUAUUUUCAGGACAUUUAUUAACAGUAUAUACAUCCCAAACUGAUACAACAUUUUCAUUUUCUUAUAGUAGAACUAUUGUAAAUUGUCAGGAUGGAGGUAUUUGUGGAUUUGAUGUUCUUGAUAGUGAUUUACCAUCAACAGCACCAAUAAUAGUUUUUAUUCCUGGUGCUGUUGGAGAUAAAAAAAGUUUAUAUAUUAAGAAAGCAGUAGAGCUUGCACGUAGAAAUAAUUUCCGUGCUAUUGUUUUUAUUAAAAGAGGUUUGUCUGGAAUUGAAGUAACAACAGGAAAAUUAUAUAAUGCUAUUUCAUGUGAAGAUAUUUAUGAUGCACUUCCUGUUAUUCAUAAACAAUUUGAACACGCACAAAUUAAUAUUGUUGGAUAUUCUCUUGGAGGAUCACAAGCAAUUCGUUUAAGCUAUAAAUAUUCAUCUGAUUUAUUACAGUUUAAUGUAAAUUCUAUUUGUGCUGUUUGUCCUGUUUGGGGAAUUUCUGCUAUAGAAACACCUGAAUUAUAUUCUAAACCAUUUGUUGAUGAGUUUAAAGAAAUUCUUUUUAUUCAUAAAGAAGUUUUUGAGAAAGCUACUGACAAAGAUGGACAUCCAUUAUAUGAUUUAAACGCUGUAAGUAAUGCAAAAACAAUGAAAGAAUUAGAGAAAACAUUAAUUGCUCCAAUGUUUGGGUAUAAGAGUGUUGAAGCAUAUUAUUGGGAUGUAGAGCAAUGGUUCCAAAAUUUACCAUGUACUCGUAUUCCAACAUACACUAUUAAUUCUUUUGAUGACCCAGUAUUAAAUGAUCAAGAUUAUUCUUAUUUGAGAAUUAAAGCUCUUUGUGGAUUUAGUCCAUUUGUUAUUUCUUCUUAUACCCAAAGAGGAGGUCAUUGUAUUUAUAGUGAAUCAUUAGAAACAAAUACAAUGAGUUAUGCUGAUAGAAAUGUUCUUGAGUUCAUUAAAACUGUUUCUGAUUUAAAUCAAUCAGGAGAACUUGCUAUGAUGAGAAAGGAGGCAGAAGAAAAAUUUAAAUGGUUCAAUGAAUAA